This is a messenger RNA of Cucurbitaria berberidis CBS 394.84, 975 nucleotides long. RefSeq lists its product as uncharacterized. Lineage: Eukaryota; Fungi; Ascomycota; Dothideomycetes; Pleosporales; Cucurbitariaceae. The record is from RefSeq and is a predicted model, not a curated record. The coding region runs from base 75 to 875 and encodes 266 amino acids. The transcript is spliced from 2 exons.
UAAAGUACUUUUACAGAACUAGUAAUAGCUCAACUAGGGCGUAGGCGCUUUGAAAAUCCUCUUAUGAACCUGAGAUGCACAGUCUGCUACACGCCAACCAUCCCGGCGAUCCAUUUCACGAAUACGUCCCCAACAUCGUCGAGCCCUGCUGUACCCUCACCGACGGGCUGGUCACCGAAGCUGGUCGCUUCCACCUCCUCAGCUGCGGACAUCUCAUCGCCAUUGAUGAGAUUGAUAGACGCUGUGGCCGAAAUUGCCAACACGCCACGGAAUGGGCUUCUUCUAAUGCAAAUAACAUCAUGAAUCCAGUAGCACACGAAAUUCCAAAUCUGGCUGACAAUCUCCUACCACCAGUCAGCGCAACGCAAGCUCACGACUCAUUAUACUGCGAAGUGUGCACCGGCAUUCCAUACGACCGGUAUAUCAUCAUGCAUCCCCCCAAGGACUUCUUCGACUUAGACCCCAGCUUCUAUCCCCGCAUUCCAGAUCCCUAUGAUACCACCCCCAAGUAUUCGCGGCGCUGCAUCGCUCUCACGCGUCCACUACUCAAUUCUGAAUUCAGUCUUGAUAACGAACAGACUGAGUCUUUGUUGUCUCGGCCCUUCUUCCAUCUGAGUCGCGAGGCGCUCGAUUGGAUGAAUGUGCAUUAUUUGAUGUGUGGGCACCAGGUAUGGUGUGCCCCAACACGGCCGUGUGCAUCGAAUUGCAAUAAUCAUCCGCAGUGCAAGGUGAUGAUUUGUUUGGGGGACCAGAGGCAGAGCGACGCGAUCUUCUGCCAGGAGUGUGUUGGUAGGGCAGAGCUGGUGUACGCUAGGUAUGCGAGGAUUGAGAAGUCGCGAGAGGAGAUGGGCGACCCCGGAAUUGGAUGUGCUUGAGGACCGGCGUCAAGCUAUCUAGCUUAGGGACUCCGGUAACGAAGGGGUGCCGAUGAGGGCUAAUGGCAUAGAGCUCGAAUGCAAUACUAAGCGCGGCAAC